GGUUGAGCUAUGGUGGGAACCAGUAUUCAGAGAAUGAAUGCACUUCAUUGGUGAGAUAAACCAGUGUCCAAUACGAUAUGAGAAAGCGCAUCUAAGAUGGAAGGUAGGUGUGAUAAGCGUGAUGUCACCACCCGCUCAAAUGUACCUGCUACGAGCGUCAUCCUUCCCGUUAUUCACGGAAUUGGGAGUCGCAUACCACCUUAACUCCGCAAGAUAAGGUACUACACCAACCUUCCUUGGACGUUUCCUGAUUUCUUUCUUUCAUAUCAUCCUGCAAUAUUUUCUCACGAUACCUAUUACGGCGUGUUAGUUUGUGGGUUAAGCUCUCUCGCUGGAGCUGAAAGGUCAUAUCAGAACAUCAUCGCCUGCAUCGGACUGCUAUAAUGUCCCCGUUGCACCCAUCCAAGGACGUCCUCCAGGGAACGGUCUACAGCCCUCUCUCAGCAAAGCCCCGUACUCCUUAUGAGGCUCACCUUGAGCUCUUUCCCGCUUACUCCUCCGUCGUACAAGAUGUGAAGGGCAAAGCCAAGGAGCUGAGCGCCGAGGCGACAGCCGAAUUUGAAAAGGCGAGCGCAAAAGCUCAAGCCAAGGCUGGAAAGAUCGAGCUAUACUCUGGAAAGUAUUAUGCCGCUUGCACCUUUGGUGGUCUGAUGGCCUGUGGUCUCACUCACGCUGCCGUAACUCCCUUGGAUCUCGUAAAAACCCGUCGACAAGUUGACUCAAAACUCUACACCAGUAACUUUCAGGCCUGGGGCAAGAUCUACCGUGCUGAAGGCGUUCGUGGUAUCUUCACGGGUUGGAGUCCAACCCUCUUUGGCUACUCUGCCCAAGGCGCCUUCAAGUAUGGUUGGUACGAAUACUUCAAGAAGACGUACUCUGAUAUGGCUGGUCCUGAGGCUGCACAAAAGUACAAGACCGGUCUAUAUCUUGCAGCCUCUGCCUCUGCUGAAUUUCUCGCUGAUCUUGCCCUCUGCCCCUUCGAAGCCGUCAAGGUCCGUAUGCAAGGCUCGAUCCCUAACCCCUACACCGGAACAGUCCAAGGCAUCAGCGCCAUCACAGGCAAGGAAGGCGUCGCUGGCCUAUACAAAGGCUUAUAUCCGCUAUGGGGUCGCCAAAUCCCCUAUACAAUGAUGAAGUUUGCCUCGUUUGAAACCAUUGUUGAGAUGAUCUAUGAUCGCCUGCCCGGUCAAAAGAGUGACUAUAGCAAGGCUGCCCAGACUGGUGUCUCUUUUACUGGUGGUUACCUGGCCGGUAUCUUGUGCGCCAUCGUCUCCCACCCCGCCGAUGUUAUGGUCAGCAAGUUGAAUUCCAACCGUCAACCUGGUGAGGCUUUCGGCGGCGCCAUGAGCAGAAUAUACAAGGACAUUGGUUUCGGUGGCCUAUGGAAUGGUCUCCCCGUGCGAAUUGUCAUGAUCGGUACUCUUACCGGACUUCAGUGGAUGAUCUAUGACUACUUCAAGAUCUUUAUGGGUCUUCCAACCACUGGCGGCGCUCCACCUCCAGCCCAGAAGCAGGAGUAGGCUAUAUCGGCUCCCCUUGUAAAAAUGCAUGAGUCGCUUGUGCCAUAGUUGUCAAGGACUUUUUGGUGUGACUUCGUUUUCUGUUCGUUCAGGUGGAUUAGAAGCAAGAGACAGUGUUGAUAGGCCAAUAAACAAACCAUUUCUAUGAGAGUGCUGGAUUCCAAGCAACAGGGUGAGUGAUAUUUAUCGUCGGGAUAAUCGCAUCUAUGUGGAACGGCCUGCCUGGACCCUGGGAGUACACAGCUUAUCAGCAGCCAUCCUUGUCUGAAUACGACUUGGGUCUCGAGCAGCUAUGUUGUAGACGGAAGCAUGCCACGCUUGGUUCGAUUCGAUCCGUGAGAGGGAUUUGUAUGUCAUCCCGCUAGUAGUUUCUUGCAUGGGCGAUCUGGAGGAUACAUUGAAGCUUGCAGCCGGGCAAAUUGAUAAUCGCCAAGGGACGUG
This is a messenger RNA of Fusarium odoratissimum NRRL 54006, 1961 nucleotides long. RefSeq lists its product as uncharacterized. NCBI's taxonomy places the organism in Eukaryota, Fungi, Ascomycota, Sordariomycetes, Hypocreales, Nectriaceae. Gene Ontology annotation, biological process: mitochondrial phosphate ion transmembrane transport. Gene Ontology annotation, molecular function: phosphate transmembrane transporter activity. The record is from RefSeq and is a predicted model, not a curated record. Gene Ontology annotation, cellular component: mitochondrial inner membrane. The coding region runs from base 384 to 1520 and encodes 378 amino acids. The transcript has 4 exons.